AUGAAACUACUGACACCGAUAUCUAAUAGCUGUCUACUACUUUGUACGUUACUAACAAGCUUACUGUUUUUAACAACACUCACAAUGGCAUCCGACUCGUCAUCACCAAUCCCUUCGAAAGAUCACAAUACAAAACAAUACUUCGCCAUAGAAACGGAACUAACACCGCAGGAAAUACUCCAGGACUACCCCAAUUGGCAAUACGAACAUCCCGCAAGAGGAAUCCCGAACCAUUACGUUUUCUCCCGACCAUUAUUAUCCAUCACCAACAAGAAUAACCUGAACAAACGUUCCCUUGCCAACGAGGAAGCAGAUGAUGAAUCAAUCCUAUCAUUUCAAGAUUUACCAUCUCUUCAAAACCAUCUUUUUAAGAGAGCUCCAGUACCACCACUAGACUCCAGUCUGAUCCCUAUCAAAGAUGUUCAAGAUAAAUUGCGUAUCAACGAUCCAUCAUUCCCUAAACAAUGGCAUCUAAUCAACCCUGAAUUUCCCGGUAACGACGUCAACGUUAAAAAGUUAUGGUAUGAAAAUAUAACAGGGGAGGGUAUAGUCGUCGCAAUAGUGGAUGAUGGUCUUGAUUAUGAAAACCCUGAUUUGAAAGAUAACUUUUCAGCUGAAGGUUCAUGGGAUUUCAACGAUAAUACACAAUUACCCAAACCAAGAUUGGCUGAUGAUUACCAUGGGACAAGGUGUGCUGGUGAGAUUGCUGCUACGAAGGAUAAUGGAUUUUGUGGAAUUGGUGUCGCUUAUAAUGCAAAAGUUGCCGGAAUUAGAAUCUUGUCUGGUGAGUUGACUGCAGAAGAUGAGGCAGCUUCAUUGGUUCAUGCAUUGGAUGUUAAUGAUAUUUAUUCUUGUUCUUGGGGUCCCAAGGAUGAUGGGACUCAUUUACAAGGACCUACAGAUUUGGUUAAGAAGGCAAUGAUUAGGGGGACUUCUGACGGGAGAGAUAAGAAGGGUGCCAUUUAUGUAUUUGCAAGUGGUAAUGGUGGUGCAUUUGGUGAUAAUUGUAAUUAUGAUGGUUAUACAAAUUCUAUUUAUUCAAUUACAAUUGGUGCUCUUGAUCAUAAGGGGUUACAUCCACCAUAUUCAGAAAGUUGUUCUGCUGUUAUGGCAGUUACGUAUUCUUCCGGAUCAGGCGAAUAUAUUCAUUCCACAGAUAUUGGUAAUAAAUGUAGUGAUCAUCAUGGUGGGACAUCUGCUGCCGCACCAUUAGCAGCAGGUAUAUUCAGUUUAGUUUUACAAGUGAAUCCAAAUUUGACAUGGAGAGAUUUACAAUAUAUUUCCAUUUUAUCAUCUAAACAAGUUAAUGUAAAUGAUGGCAAUUGGAAUAAAGGUGCCCUGGGUAAACCAUACUCGCAUAAAUAUGGUUAUGGGAAGAUAGAUGCCUAUGAGAUGGCGAAUUUGGCCCGUGAUUGGGAAAAUGUUAAUGCACAAUCUUGGUUCUAUUCCAAGACACAUAAUGUUUCCAAAUCUACCAAUGUGGUGGCAGAUACUCUGCAAUCCAGUAUUAAGAUUGAUAAACAAGAUUUAGAAGACGCAAACUUGAAAAGAAUUGAACAUGUUACUGUCACUGUACAUAUCGAUACAGUUGUUAGAGGUGCUACCACCAUUGAUUUAGUAUCCCCAGACGGGAUGGUUUCCAAUUUAGGUGUCAUAAGGAAAAGGGAUGUAUCAUCUGAAGGUUUCCAAGAUUGGACGUUUAUGUCUGUUGCUCAUUGGGGUGAAUCUGGAGUUGGUGAAUGGAAAUUGAAAGUUAGAACCACGCAAGAAGGAAAUGAAGUCAAAUUUAAGACGUGGAGGAUCAAAUUAUUUGGUGAGUCCAUAGAUAGUUCUAAGGCGGAAAGAUUUAUUUUUGGCAAUGAUAAAGAGGAAGAAGAAAAUAAUAAGGGUGUUUCUGAAACUGUUAGUAGUCCUAUUUUAUCAGCCACAGAUUCUACAAGCAUAACAUCUACUGCAGUUCCAUCAAUCACUAUAAGUCCAACAUCCACAAAUACAAGUCCUGAAGAUUCAGAAGGUAUGUCUAGCGAUACAGAUCCUAAUGUACCAAACAAACUACCAUCUCCUGAACAAGCCAUGCAUUAUUUUAUUACAUUAUUCGUCCUUGGUGCCAUUUUCCUACUGAUAUAUUCAAUGUUUUUCGUCAAAUCGAGAAGAAGAAUAAGAAGAUCAAGAGCCGAAGCAUACGAAUUUGAUAUCAUUGAUUCAGAUUCAGAUUAUGAUUCUACGUUUGAUGGCAGCCUAGCUUCUAACCCUGGUUUGGCAGAUGCCUCUACUCAUGUUGAUGAUUUUGAUUUCGAUCUCUCUGAUGAAGAUCACUUAUCUUCGGACCUUGCUAAUACUGACUCAGCCAGAAUAGACGGGAUACUACAAGAGAAUCCAUUCAAGGACGCUUCAGCGUCUACGGAUACAGUGAUGGAACCAGAUUCACCAACAGCUAAUGACACUCUCAUACAGAAGGACACGCCAUCAGCUAAUGAUGCAACUAAUGUAAGUCCGAAAUAA
Molecule: messenger RNA, 2502 nt
Organism: Naumovozyma dairenensis CBS 421
Lineage: Eukaryota; Fungi; Ascomycota; Saccharomycetes; Saccharomycetales; Saccharomycetaceae
Gene: KEX2
Product: kexin KEX2
Exons: 1
Coding region: 1-2502 (833 amino acids)
Biological process (GO): protein processing
Cellular component (GO): trans-Golgi network; Golgi membrane
Molecular function (GO): serine-type endopeptidase activity
Source: RefSeq, a predicted model, not a curated record